AAUGAGAGGCAGCGGGAGGAGGCCGGAGCCCCUGCCGGGGGACGGAGGGCAGAGCCGUCCGCAGCGGGGCCAGGCCACCUGCUCCGUGUGCGGGAAGGGCUUUGCCCAGAGCUCCAACCUGCUGACCCACCGGCUGGUGCACACGGAUGAGCGCCCCUUCGCCUGCGCCCAGUGCAGCAAGCGCUUCAAGAGCCAGCGGGACCUGGGUGUUCACCGGCGGGCUCACACCGGCGAGAAGCCCUUCGCCUGCCCCGUGUGCGGCAAGCACUUCAAGAGCUCCGGGAACCUGACCACACACCAGCGGGCGCACACCGGCGAGCGGCCCUUCCCUUGCGCCGUCUGCGGCAAGGGCUUUGCCCGCUCCAACAACCUGCUGGCCCACCAGCGGGUGCACAGUGGCGAGCGCCCCUUCACCUGCCCGCUGUGCCUGAAGAGCUUCACCCAGCCCUCACACCUGCUGAGGCACCGACGCGUGCACAGCGGGGCCAGGCCCUUCCAGUGCCCGGACUGCGGCAAGAGCUUCAAGAGCGGCCAGGAGCUGAGGGGCCACCGACUGCUGCACAGCGGCGAGCGCCCCUUCGCCUGCACCGCCUGCGGCAAGCGCUUCGUCAAGCAGUACCAUCUCCUUCGGCACCAGGGAGUCCACACCGGCCAGCGCCCCUUCACCUGCCCCCAGUGCGGCAAGGCCUUCAGCGACUCCUCCAACCUGCUGCGGCACCAGCGGGUCCACACCGGCGAGCGGCCCUUCUCCUGCCCCGACUGUGGCAAGGGCUUCGCCCAGUCCUCCCACCUGCGGGCGCACCGGCGUGUCCACGCCGGCGAGCCAGCCUCUGGCUGAGGCUCGGAAGGGAUUCCUCUCCUCCCUCCCCACCCCCCUCCCUGGGUGAGGACACCGUCGGCGAGGAGCUACCUGCGACCCCAAACGGACCAGAGGCCUGAGAGAGGGGCAUCGGGCUCGGACACCCACCCCUGACAAGGGGCGCCUUGUUCUACUGACCCCUGGAGCGAAGUCGGCUUUUCAAACAGCUUUGAAAGGAUGCUUGGACGUUGGUGAGGGGGAGAGAUGUAAUGGGAGCCCAGAGGCCGCUCCGUGUCAGGAACGAGCUGCCAGAGGAAGUGGAUGAGGCAGGUCCGUCAACAGCACUCGGACAGGACCGUGGACAUUGGAAGGUUCAGAGGGAUACGGGCCAAACGUGGGCAAAUGGGACCCGCUCCAGUGGGAAUCUGGGUCGGUUAUUGUGGAGGUCGUGGCUGUCACGUGACAACAUUGCCCCUACCUGGUCGGAAGACACACCACUGUCAAUCAAGGUUUGGAUCCACCCCACCCAUCAGUGCACGCCUGACCAUUGGUCCUUUGAAGCACCUUUGUACCUGGCCUCAGGCCACUGGCCUGUUUGAACGACCUGAGCCAGACCUCCCCCACCCCACCCCCCAAGCCCUCCAGCACUUUAAAGAGUGCCACAUGUGCUGCGUCCUGCCUCUUUUGUCUCUGAGGGAUGCCUUGCUGGUAAGCUGAGAAGUUAGUUACAUAUCACUGGGAGCAGAGAGCCAUGCCUGCACUGAGUCAAGGGGUGGCGGAUGGCGUAUCGCUGUUCCUUGAUUGUUUGUACCCAGUUCGUUGUGUGUGUGUGUGUGUGUGUCUUACCCUUGUUGUGAUUCCCCCACGCUCGCUAUCACCGGUGUGUGUGUGUGUCGCCCCCGUUACCUUUUCCCUGCGUCUACCAUUCUAAAUAAAUCAUUUAACUCUAAGGAAGUGUUCAGAGUAUUGGUAUCGGUUUAUUAUUGUCACUUGUACCGAGGUCCAGUGAAAAACUUGUCUUGGAAACCGAUCGUACAGGCCAAUUCAUCACACAGUGCAGUUACAUUGAGUCAGUACAGAGUGCACUGAUGUAGUACGGGUAAAAACAGUAACAGUACAGAGUAAAGUGUCACAGCUACAGAGAAAGUGCAGUGCAAUAAGAUGCAAGGUCACAACAAGGUAGAUCAUGAGGUCAGAGUCCAUCUCAUUGUAUAAGGGAACCGUUCAAUAGUCUUAUCACCGUGGGGUAGAAGCUGUCCUUGAGCCUGGGGGUACGUGCCCUCAGGCUCCUGUAUCUUCUACCCGAUGGAAGAGGAGAGAAGAGAGAAUGUCCCGGGUGGGUGGGGUCUUUGAUUAUGGUGGCUGCUUCACCAAGGCAGCGAGAGGUAAAGACAGAGUCCAAGGAGGGGAGGCUGGUGCCCGUGAUGCGCUGGGCUGUGUCCACAACUCCCUGCAGCUUCUUGCGGUCCCGGGCAGAGCAGUUGCCGUCCUGAGCCGGGAUACAUCCAGAUAGGACGCUUUUGCAGCGGCAUUACAGACACAUAGCAUCACACAAUCAACAUUCACAAGAAAAACAUAAAUUAAACAUAAAUUAUACAAGAAAGAACACAAUUAGAACUAAAACAAAGCCACUGCAGUGCUGUGUGGUCCCAGUGUUGCUGCACUGAGGCAGUGAUCAGGGUUGUGCCGGUCGGUUCAAGAACUGAAUGGUUGAAGGGAAGUCGCUGUUCCUGAACCUGGUGGUGUGGGGACUUCAGGCUUCUGUACCUCUUGCCCGGUGGGAGCUGCGAGGAAACGGCACGGCCCGGAUGGUGGAGGUGUCUGAUGGUGGACGUCGCCUUCUUGAGGCAGCAUCUCCUGUAGAUACUCCCGACGGUGGGGAGGGAUGUGCCCCUGAUGAGUUGGGCUGAGUCUCUCUGCAUCAGGGUCUGGGACGGUAAUUCCUGUACAUUGGAAUUACCGUCCCAGACCCUGAUGCAACCAGUCAGGAUACUUUUAACAGUGCAUCUGUAGGAGUUUGUUGGAAUGUUUGGCGACAAGCCGAACCUCCUGAGAAGGAAGACGCUGGCACACUUCCCUUGUGAUCGGGUCUAAAUGGGUCUUUACAAUUCAACAGCUUGUUCCCUGUUGCCAUCGGGUUCUCAAACCUUUAACAUUACCUCGGACUAUAUUUCCCUUGCUCCCUCACGAUCUUGCAACUGGUGUCGUUAUGUUCAUUUUGUUUAUGUAACACGUAAUUUAUGUUAAUUUGUGUUAAACUUGUCCUCGUUUUGUGAUGCACAAAGCUGAUUUUGAUGGCAGCUACACCCUGGGUACGUGCGCCGUUACCAGCCAGGUUGCUGUUUGGUGAAUGUCCCUUUAAGGCACCUGGACGGGAGUGUGUGUGUGCUGUUAUCUCCAAGACAGCAAGGCUAUAGCAGCAUGCUGGCUGUUGUGCACGGAGCGAGAGAGAGAGGGAGAGGGAGAGGGAGGGAGAGAGAGAGACUGACUGCCGGUCUCUGUAUCGAUGGAUGAGGAACAAUAGCUGUGUCUGUCACCACAAUCCAUGUGUGGAUUUUUGGAGCAAACAAGUGGGGUCCACUUUGUCGUUAACCUGUAGUGGGAAGCAGGUAUUUGUGUGGGCGGCCACGAAUCGAAUGCCUUCGGGGUGGCAGAUACUUCGGAACAAAGCGGCGGAGAUCAUCGGAGAUUGAGAUGUCGUCCGGGUUCCACCGUGGAACAUGUGGAUGUCGUAAUUUCUCUCUACGUUCUCCCGACAUUUUCUCUUCAGUCAACGGUGGUUUUGCAAAAGCCUUUGCUCACGUUUCACCUGGUGACUUGCUGAGCUGAACUGUGAGAACUAUUCCUGGACUUGUGGUUUGGGAAUUUGCCGCACACACACUUUGAGUUUAGUUUUGGGGUCAAUGUUUUUACUUUUCUUAUGAUCACAAGUAGUUAUUAAUAAAGUUGUUUCUAACAGUGAUACACGGCUCGUUGCGGUUCUAUUGUUGCUGGUACGUAACAGUGCCCAUGACAAUGAACUUGAAGUUGGGACGGUGUGUGAUCUGAAGGGGGACCCAGAGGGGCCGGUGUUCCCUGCACCAGCCGCCUUUGCCCUCCCUGGUGGGAGGCGCGGUGGCUUUGGGAGGUGCUGUCGGAGAGGCCCAGGUCUGCUGGGAAGGCUGGGACAUCCAGCACGGCCAAGAUGGGCCAAAUGGACAAGUUCGAUGGGACACACAAGCCCACAUCCUGCAUACGUCAGCAGACAACACACGACGAGCAUGGCUGGGAAUUUGCUUCAAACCACUCCUUGAGGUCGAGAGGGUUGACAGCUUCAGUCCCCAGCAGUGACCAUCACCCACCACCUGUCCCGGUCCAACCACAGAGACCCCACCGCCAGGAAAACUCACCGGCGCCUCUUCCUCAGGAGGCUGAAGAAAUUUGGCACAUCCCCUCUGACCCUCACCGACUUUACCGAUGCCCCACAGAAAGCAUCCUAUCUGGAUGUAUCCCGGCUCGGGACGGCAACUGCUCUGCCCGGGACCGCAAGAAGCCGCAGAGAGUUGUGGACACGGCCCAGCGCA
This is a messenger RNA of Pristis pectinata (smalltooth sawfish), 4362 nucleotides long. Its product is annotated as gastrula zinc finger protein XlCGF8.2DB-like. Lineage: Eukaryota; Metazoa; Chordata; Chondrichthyes; Rhinopristiformes; Pristidae. Gene Ontology annotation, biological process: negative regulation of transcription by RNA polymerase II. Bases 2 to 838 code for a protein of 278 amino acids. The transcript has a single exon. Gene Ontology annotation, molecular function: DNA-binding transcription repressor activity, RNA polymerase II-specific. The record is from RefSeq and is a predicted model, not a curated record.